Rhinolophus ferrumequinum (greater horseshoe bat) is the source of this 4650-nucleotide messenger RNA. RefSeq names its product RNA polymerase III subunit E (gene POLR3E). Gene Ontology annotation, cellular component: nucleus; RNA polymerase III complex. NCBI's taxonomy places the organism in Eukaryota, Metazoa, Chordata, Mammalia, Chiroptera, Rhinolophidae. Gene Ontology annotation, biological process: DNA-templated transcription. The coding region runs from base 377 to 2485 and encodes 702 amino acids. The record is from RefSeq and is a predicted model, not a curated record. The transcript is spliced from 22 exons.
CUCCCACGUGUCCGCUGGAGUUUCUCCACUGGCAACAUGGCCGCUGCCUGAGCAGAGAGCCCAGCCGCCGCCGCUUGUGCAGCCCGCGGGGACCUAGGCCGUUGCCGCCGCCCGCGCGUGGCCGCCGCGGAGAGGCCAACUCUGCCAUGACACAGGUGGAAUCGGGUGACGCAGAGGGGAGCUGCCUUGUCCAAGGGGCCUACAGCGAGUUAGAAGCCAGGCCUUGAGACUGUUCGUCCUGGGGCCCUGUCCCCUCAAGUCCUUUGUGUUUUGUCCUCGCAGACCUCUCCCUCCCUCACCAGCUUUUGGAGUUGCCGCUGCUCUCUGAUUGGCCGACAGAUCGAGUCUGAGGACCUGGCGGCUGGCUCCCCCUAGUAUGGCCAAUGAAGAGGAUGACCCAGUCGUCCAGGAGAUCGACGUAUACUUGGCCAAAAGUCUGGCAGAGAAGCUCUACCUGUUUCAGUACCCUGUGCGUCCAGCCUCGAUGACCUACGAUGACAUUCCACACCUCGCAGCCAGGAUCAAGCCCAAGCAGCAGAAGGUGGAGCUUGAGAUGGCCAUCGACACCCUGAACCCCAACUACUGCCGCAGCAAAGGGGAGCAGAUCGCUCUGAACGUGGAUGGCAGCUGUGCAGACGAGACCAGCACGUACUCCUCGAAGCUGAUGGACAAGCAGACAUUCUGCUCCUCACAGACCACCAGCAACACGUCCCGUUACGCCGCGGCGCUCUAUAGGCAAGGCGAGCUCCACCUGACGCCCCUGCACGGCAUCCUGCAGCUGCGGCCCAGCUUCUCCUACCUGGACAAAGCAGAUGCCAAGCACCGAGAGAGGGAGGCGGCCAACGAGGCAGGAGACUCUUCGCAGGACGAGGCAGACGAGGAUGUGAAGCAGGUCACGGUGCGCUUCUCCCGGCCCGAAUCGGAACAGGCCCGCCAGCGCCGCGUGCAGUCCUACGAGUUCCUGCAGAAGAAGCAGGCGGAGGAGCCCUGGGUGCACCUGCACUACUGUGGCCUGCGGGACAGCCGCUCUGAGCACGAGCGCCAGUACCUGCUAUGCCAGCCCAGCGGGGCCGAGAACACGGAGCUCGUCAAGUCUCCCAGUGAGUACCUCACGAUGCUGAUGCCACCCAGCCAGGAGGAGGAGAAGGACAAACCCGUGGCCCCCAGCAACGUCCUGUCUAUGGCCCAGCUGCGCACGCUGCCCCUGGCUGACCAGAUCAGGAUCCUGAUGAAGAAUGUGAAGGUCAUGCCUUUCGCCAACUUGAUGAGCCUCCUGGGCCCCUCCAUCGACUCCGUGGCUGUUCUGCGUGGCGUCCAGAAGGUGGCGAUGUUAGUCCAGGGCAACUGGGUGGUGAAGAGUGACAUCCUGUACCCCAAGGAGUCCUCCAGCCCUCACAGCGGUGUGCCAGCAGAGGUGCUCUGCAGGGGCCGAGACUUUGUCAUGUGGAAGUUCACGCAGAGCCGGUGGGUGGUAAGGAAGGAGGUGGCGACAGUGACAAAACUGUGCGCGGAGGACGUGAAGGACUUCCUGGAGCACAUGGCCGUGGUCAGGAUCAACAAGGGCUGGGAGUUCCUCCUGCCCUGCGACGCCGAGUUCAUCAGGAAGCACCCGGAUGUGGUCCAGCGGCAGCACAUGCUGUGGACGGGCAUCCAGGCCAAAUUAGAAAAAGUCUAUAACCUUGUGAAGGAAACCAUGCCAAAGAAGCCGGCUGGACAAUCAGGGCCUGCAGGGUUGGUCUCAGGGGACCAGCGGGUCCAAGUGGCCAAGAGCAGGGCCCAGCAGAACCACACGCUGCUGGAGCGGGAGUUGCAGUGGAGGAAGGAGCAGGUCCGGGCAGCCACGGUCCUGCCGGGCGUGCGGGUCAAGGAGGAGCCCCUGAGUGAGGAGGGCGAGGAAGAGGAGGGCCCCAUGGACACCUCGCCCAGCGGAGGCCUCCACAGCAGGCUGGCCAACGGGCUGCCCGCCGGGCGGGCAGCGGGCGGGGACAGCUUCAACGGGCACCCGCCCCCCGGCUGUGCCAGCACGCCGGUGGCCCGGGAGCUGAGGGCCUUCGUGGAGGCCACCUUCCAGAGACAGUUCGUGCUCACGCUGAGCGAGCUGAAGCGCCUCUUCAACCUGCACCUGGCCAGCCUGCCCCCGGGCCACACACUCUUCAGCGGCAUCUCGGACCGCAUGCUGCAGGACACCGUGCUGGCCGCCGGCUGCAAGCAGAUCCUCGUGCCUUUUCCCCCACAGACGGCGGCUUGCCCAGAGGAGCAGAAGGUGUUCGCUCUCUGGGAGUCUGGGGACACGAGUGACCAGCACCGACAGGUUUUGCUCGAAAUUUUCUCCAAAAAUUACCGUGUUCGUCGGAAUAUGAUCCAGUCACGGUUGACUCAAGAGUGUGGAGAAGAUCUGAGUAAACAGGCGUUGGAUAAAGUGCUAAAGGACUGCUGCGUAAGCUAUGGUGGCAUGUGGUAUCUUAAAGGGACAGUACAGUCUUGACAAUAGUCCAAACCUCUGACCCAACGACUCCUAAGCCCAAGGAAGGCCAGUGGAAGCGGAAGGAGGGCCUCAGGUGCCUCAGAAGACACGGAGCAAGAGGGACUGCCCAGCUGGUGGCCUGUGGCAUCACUGUCUCCUGGACGGGGGACCACAGCCAGCUCAGCCCAUGUGGGGUCAGCUUCCGUCACAUCGCUCCCAGAAGAGACCAGUGGGACAGUUUGAAAUUCCUGGUGUAUUUUGCUUAUUAUCUGGUUUCAUUCUCAUAAUAGAGUGUAUAUUGACACGGGUGGGAUGAGGAAAAUCAUGGUUUAAUAUUUUACUUUUCAAACUUAAUGCCAACAAGGUCUAAGUUAUGUUUACAAGAUGAAGAAAACCUCAAGGUUUUUAAUAUUUAAAAUGCCUAGAAGCCAAUAUUUAGUCUUUGAUCAUCUAGCUGCUAAGACUUCUGCCAAUUUCAUUAAACAAACCAAAUUGAAUUGUUUUACUGUUGGGUUUCUGUGGCCAUUUUACUUUUUUAAACAGCCGACUUUAUGUAGCAGUCUCAACUGUUUACAUGAACCAUAGCAAAAAAUCAAUCAAAUCCAUCUAUUAUUAAUGUUUGCGUAAGGAUGCAAACAAAACCAGGUAAGUAAGGAACAAUGUACAGUGAGGUUAUCAUACUUGGAUGUAAAAAAUUUCUAUUUUGUGUAUUUUUUAAAUAAAUGCAAACACUAACCUGGCAUGAUGGUGGUGCAGUCUGUGUGCGCGUCAGUGGGGAGCGAGGGAGGACACGUGAGAACUGCGCUGCCCGCCUCACAUCAGGAUUGUCGUAGACACGCAGGUAGUGAAAAGAAACCGGUUAAAUUUUCACAUAUAGCCCAGAAUAACUAACACAUCAACAUGUAAUAAAUAUUUGACUUUCUUUGUACUAAUUUUCACAAUCUGGGAUCUUAUACUUACAGCGUUGUCCGUUUGGACUCCUCAGUUUAAGUGCCCAGUGGCCACAGGCGCUGACUUGACUGGACAGAGUGGCCCUGGACGACCGUGAAAAGGUGAGUGUGAACUGCUAUGUUGCCACCGCAGGCUCGUGGCCGUCAUGUGCGCAGGGUGGCAGCCACUGCCAUCAGAUGGUGUCUAUUUCUGCUGCUCUUCCACGGAGCCCCAACCACCAGAAAAGGAACACUUCUCCUCUUUGGUAACGUAGUUUACAGGUAGGUUGUAUAUUAAGUUCUUGGUUCAAAUUGUUAACACACAUGAACCCGAAAAAGUAAAAAAUUACCAGAAUUACUCUGGAGUGUAUCCAGCUACAUUUCAAAGGGGAGACCCCUUGUAUAGUAAAAACGGCAUGAGCUGAGAGUCCUAGCCUUAAAUAUUUACAGUGAUAAACAAAGGGAUGAAUUAAGCACUUAAUUCAAACAGCUAGAAAAAUAAACGUAAGGAAUAUAGGAGGAAAUAAUUGUUAAAAACAAAGAUUGAGGUGAAAGAAUGUAAAAUAUGCCAAGUUAACCAGUGAAGGAAAAUGGCACAAGGCUGAGUAGACGGUGAAAUGGGAAAAGUUGCAGAGGAAUUGGACAAUUUAUAAGGAAAAUAUGAAUUAUUAAAAUUGGCUAUAAAAAAUGGAAAAAAAAUCUAUCAAAUCUUUCUAGAGGUGGUGGAAGAAAAAAGUGAACUGUUGGUUGUAACAGUGAAAUGGUUUAAGCUUAAAAUAAGCAAUAGAUGAAUUUGUUCAUUUUCAUAGAUAGUUUUAUUUGAUUUUUAGAAAAAUAUAUACAAUUACUGGAACCUCAGUUCCCUUAAAUAGUUUUAAAUUAAAGGUAUGCAAGUGAGAGGAGGAGCAUUUUCCAGUUGGAACGUCAAUACUGUUUAAUAAGCAGCAGGUAAACACGUUUGCAGGGCGACAGGACACAGAGGCCGGCCUGUCCUUAGUCUGCAUGGAAGAAAGGAAGCCGUCCGCACUCGCUGCCCUGCCUAGGACACCAGUGGCAAGGCCUCGGGUCACAGGUCACAGCGGGAGCUGGUCCUUUCCCUGGGUGCUCAGUGGGUCUCAUCUGUUAGGAUGCCCUGUCAGUCACAGUUCAGGGGGGAGUGGACUUCAGGGGGCUCCAGAGCUCGCAGUACUUGCUAAUGCCACUUCUCUCGGAUCAGGGCCUUGCUUGUUCCUGAACAUUCUUCCGAAUGAGUUCACA